Molecule: messenger RNA, 766 nt
Organism: Aegilops tauschii subsp. strangulata
Lineage: Eukaryota; Viridiplantae; Streptophyta; Magnoliopsida; Poales; Poaceae
Cellular component (GO): nucleus
Molecular function (GO): transcription cis-regulatory region binding
Source: RefSeq, a predicted model, not a curated record
CUCUUUAUCCCAUUCUUGUUCAUUACAUGGGAUUGUGUCAAGAUGACCUUUUUGCGAUAAAACCACAAUGCGGUUAUGCCUCUAAGUCGUGCCUCGACACAUGGGAGAUAUAGCCGCAUCAUGGGUGUUACACUCGGUGAGAACAACAGCAACAACUCGCAUCGGUCAUCGUCCCGCUCCGUUUCAUCGCACUCCGGUGGUAACAACAAGCGCCGCCGCCGCAGCGAAAGCAGCGGUGGUGGCGAUGGUGGUGUCAGCGAGCUGGCGAGGGCGAUCGAGGCAUUUGCAGAGAUGUACGAGCGCGUCGAGAGUGCUAAGCAGAAGCAAUCCCUGGAGAUGGAGCGAGAGCGGAUCAAGUUCAUGAAGCAGCUGGAGGUGAAGCGCAUGGAGAACUUCGUCGAUGCUCAUAUGAAGCUCGCAAGAAUGAAGCAUGCCAGGAAGAACGGAGGUUCUGCAGCCAAUGGUACCAUUGGAGUGGAGUUGGCUUCCUCCAUGGCUGCGCUGCCUUUCCUCUCCAAUCCUGCAUACCUCUAAUGUUGAGGAAGCCUCUAGGUGAAGUUGAUUGGUCAUUUCAGUUUAGAUGAACAUUGCUCUAGGUUAUUGUUCGUUCCUUGAUCUGUGGCUACUGCAAAGUUUGUAAUAUCAGUGUUGAUGUGCUAAUCCUAACCAAUAUGUGGAAUGAGGAUGCUGUUCGUUAAUGUUUAGGAAUUUGUAUCCUUGAAGUAUGUAGAGGCGUAAUUUUAAAUGUGAAACCCAUAUACAAUGA